AUGGCCACCCAGAAUGGAAACACCAGUUUUGCACCCAACUUCAAUCUUCCCCAAGACCAUGCCUCCUCCCUCCCCUUCAACUUCAGUUAUGGUGAUUACGACUUUCCUUUGGAUGAGGAUGAGGACAUGACCAAGACACGGACCUUCUUCGCAGCCAAGAUCAUCAUCGGUGUGGCACUGGCAGGCAUCAUGCUAGUUUGUGGCAUUGGCAACUUUGUCUUUAUUGUUGCUCUUGCCCGCUAUAAGAAGCUGCGCAACCUCACCAAUCUGCUCAUUGCUAACCUGGCCAUCUCUGACUUCCUGGUAGCCAUUGUCUGCUGCCCAUUUGAGAUGGACUACUAUGUGGUACGCCAGCUCUCCUGGGAGCAUGGCCAUGUGCUCUGUGCCUCUGUCAACUACCUGCGUACUAUGUCACUCUAUGUUUCCACCAAUGCUCUGCUGGCCAUUGCUAUUGACAGAUAUCUUGCUAUCGUUCACCCCUUGAAACCACGGAUGAAUUUUCAGAAGGCCUUCUUCCUGACUGCCUUGGUCUGGAUGGUGUCCAUUCUCAUCGCCAUCCCAUCUGCCUACUUUGCAACAGAAACAGUCCUCUUUAACGUCAAAAAACAGAAGAAGAUUUUCUGCGGCCAGAUCUGGCCAGUAGACCAGCAGCUCUACUAUAAGUCCUACUUCCUCUUCAUCUUCGGCAUCGAGUUUGUGGGGCCAGUGGUCACCAUGACCCUGUGCUACAGCAGGAUCUCAAGGGAACUCUGGUUCAAGGAAGUUCCUGGUUUCCAGACGGAGCAGAUCCGGAAGCGGCUGCGCUGUCGCCGGAAGACGGUUCUGGUGCUCAUGUGCAUCCUCACCGCCUACGUGCUGUGCUGGGCACCCUUCUACGGCUUCGCCAUCGUGCGCGACUUUUUCCCCACUGUGUUCGUUAAGGAGAAGCACUACCUCACGGCUUUCUACGUCGUGGAGUGCAUUGCCAUGAGCAACAGUAUGAUCAACACCGUGUGCUUUGUGACCGUCAAGAACAAGUCCAUGAAGUACUUCAAGAAGAUGAUGCAGCUCCACUGGCGCCCCUCCCACCAUGGAAGCAAGUCCAGCGCGGACCUCGACCUCAGAAACAGCGGCAUGCCAGCCACAGAAGAGGUGGACUGUAUCAGGCUGAAGUGA
Phyllostomus hastatus (greater spear-nosed bat) is the source of this 1155-nucleotide messenger RNA. RefSeq names its product prokineticin receptor 2 (gene PROKR2). Gene Ontology annotation, biological process: neuropeptide signaling pathway. Bases 1 to 1155 code for a protein of 384 amino acids. Gene Ontology annotation, cellular component: membrane. NCBI's taxonomy places the organism in Eukaryota, Metazoa, Chordata, Mammalia, Chiroptera, Phyllostomidae. Gene Ontology annotation, molecular function: neuropeptide Y receptor activity. The transcript is spliced from 2 exons. The record is from RefSeq and is a predicted model, not a curated record.